AUGUCAGUGCUUCUGGAAACCAGCUCUGGCGAUAUCGUGAUUGACCUGCUGGUCGAUUACGCGCCAAAGCUUUGCGAAAACUUCCUGAAGCUUUGCAAAGUCAAAUAUUACAACUUUUCACCAGUCCACUCUGUUCAGAAGAACUUUUCCUUCCAGACCGGCGAUCCUCUCGGACCCUUAUCGAAACAGUCCGAUGGAGGCACCUCUAUUUGGGGCCUGCUGUCGGGCGACAGCUCCAAGAAGAUGUUCCCGGCCUUCUUCCACCCGAAAUUGAAGCAUCUCGAGCGAGGCACCGUCAGCAUGGCGACGGCGCCCCAGGAUUCCGACCCGGAUACGCGCGUGGCGGCUUCUCAGUUCAUCAUCACCUUGGGCGAUGAGACGGACUACUUGGACGGCAAGGCCGCUGUCUUUGGCAAGGUCGUGGAGGGCCUCGACGUGUUGGAGAAGAUCAACGAGGCCAUCGUAGACGACAAGGGGCACCCCCUUAUCGACAUUCGAAUCAAGCACACCAUCGUUCUCGAUGACCCGUACCCCGAUCCCCCCGAGCUGCGAGAGCCCAGCGCCUCGCCUCCUCCGACCAAGUCACAACUCGAUACUGUUCGGAUCGCGGACGAGGCUGCGCUACACGAAGACGAUGAUCUAGAUGAGGAGGCGAUCGAGAAGCGGCGGAGGGACCGCGAGGCACGGGCCCAGGCUCUCACUCUGGAAAUGAUGGGUGACCUGCCGUUUGCCGAGGUCGCUCCCCCUGAAAACGUCCUAUUCGUCUGCAAGCUCAACCCCGUCACGACGGACACCGAUCUGGAGCUCAUCUUUGGCCGAUUCGGCAAGAUUCUGAGUUGCGAGGUCAUUCGUGAUGCCAAGACAGGCGACAGUCUCCAGUAUGCCUUUAUCGAAUAUGCUGACAAGGCGUCCUGCGAGGCUGCCUAUGCCAAGAUGCAGGAUGUCCUGAUUGACGAUCGGCGUAUCCACGUGGACUUCUCGCAGAGUGUGAGCAAGCUGCAACAGGUCUGGAGAGACGAUACAAACCAGAAGCGCAGAAAACACGCGUCCAGGGGUGGAUUCGGAGGUGUUGACGAGCUCGAAAAGAGGCGGCAAUACCGUGACGAAUACGAGCGAAAUGGAGACGAUUACGAUCUGGUGUACGGGGACGAGGAGAUGAAGGGUCGCCACCAGCGCGCCAAAGACCGUCGUCCCGAGUCAGAUAAGCAGCAGCAGCCUGAGCAAGACAGAGAUCAACGGGAAAGAGAUCGACCCAGAUCGGAACAGGUGCGGAGACGCAGUCGAAGCCCUGGACGCUCAAGGGCCAUGGAUAGGGACAGAAGAGGAGAUGGAGAUCGAUACCGAUCCGAUGAUCGCGGUUCCGGCCGACGGCACGAUCAAUACGAACGGCGACGUGACGAUAGGGAUUCGGGUCGCAGAGACCGCAGAGACUGGGACAAUCGGAAUCGAGGUAGGGAUCGAGACUCGGACAGACGAAGAUAG
Colletotrichum tamarilloi is the source of this 1482-nucleotide messenger RNA. Its product is annotated as RNA recognition domain-containing protein. Gene Ontology annotation, biological process: protein peptidyl-prolyl isomerization. The coding region runs from base 1 to 1482 and encodes 493 amino acids. Gene Ontology annotation, molecular function: RNA binding; peptidyl-prolyl cis-trans isomerase activity. Gene Ontology annotation, cellular component: nucleus. The record is from RefSeq and is a predicted model, not a curated record. Lineage: Eukaryota; Fungi; Ascomycota; Sordariomycetes; Glomerellales; Glomerellaceae. The transcript has 2 exons.